AAGGGUUUGGACGGUUCAGCUGCAGAGAGAAGAGGGACAGAACCGGGACCGACCGAGCUGACUCAACGGACCGAGCUCAGGCGAGGAGUUCUGUUGCACGAAGGGAUACGGACAUACUUUAGCACGACAAAGACAGGAUGAUGCAUUCGUUGUGGGUGUGUCUCGUUCUCUGCGUCGUUGUCGGCAGCAGUAAACCAACAGAGAAGAAGAGUCGAGUUCACGAAGAUGAGCCUCUGAGCCGCCUCGAACACGACGACAACAAAAACUUUGACUAUGACCACGAAGCGUUUCUGGGCCAAGAGGAGGCCAAAACCUUCGACCAGCUCCCCGUGGAGGAGAGUAAGCGGAGGCUCAGCAUCAUGGUGGAUCAGAUGGACAAAAACAAAGACGGGUUUAUCUCUGAGGACGAGCUGAAGCGCUGGAUUAAAGACGCUCAGCAGAAGCACAUUUACGAAAGCGUGGAGCGUCAGUGGAGCGACUUCGACAUGAACAACGAUGGCCUGAUCAGCUGGGGGGAGUACAGGAACGUCACGUAUGGAACUUACCUGGACGACCCUCAGGCCGACUCCGAGUAUAACUACAUGUCCAUGAUGGCGAGAGAUGAGAGACGAUUCAAAGUUGCAGACACCAACGGAGAUCUGAUUGCAGACAAACGCGAGUUCACGGCGUUCCUCCAUCCUGAGGAUUACGAGCAUAUGAAGGACGUCGUGGUGCAGGAAACAAUUGAGGAUAUUGACAAGGAUGGAGAUGGUUUCAUCGACCUGAAGGAGUACAUCGGUGACAUGUACCAAGCAGAGGAAGGGGUGGAGGAUCCAGAGUGGGUGGAAUCAGAGCGUCAGCAGUUUGCAGAGUUCAGAGACAAAAACAAAGAUGGGAAGAUGGACAAAGAGGAAACCCUGGAUUGGAUCCUCCCGUCAGAUUACGACCAUGCUGAAGCCGAGGCCAAACACCUGCUGCACGAGUCAGACGCCGACCAGGAUGGGAAACUGACCAAACAGGAGAUCCUGGAUAAAUUUGACGUGUUUGUCGGCAGUCAGGUGACGGACUUUGGGGAGGCAUUGCUACGACACGAUGAGUUCUAGAGCUGCCAAUUUUUCGAUGAAGAAAAUCUGAUUUUUUUAUAGUUAUUUAUUCCAAAGAAAUGUUGUCCCCCCUGUCCUGAGAGAAAUUUGGAGUUACAUUAGGACCAAAAAAAUGCUUGAACUUUGUAUCUUUGUAUUUUUAUCCCUCAGACUUUAUAUUCACUCUGUCCUUCAUACCAAGUUUGUGUCUUGUUGGUGAUUUCACGGCAAGCCACCGUUUCUACAGGGUCUGUCUGUGUAGCAUUUCAUCUGUGAUGAAAUCUCUGGAGCAAACUGCAGUCUUUGAAGACGAAAAUCAAUAGGAAAUCAAACAGGCCAAGUAACGCUCUGUUUCUGUGUUGUUCUCUUUAUACCCUUGAACCUGUGAAGUCGUCAUCCAGCUAUUCUGUGCUUUUCUUAAAAGAGGAACCAAGGGAGGAAGGGCACAUGUUGUUGGAAUGAACCGACACAGACCUUGUGGAAAUUACCAAGACAGUCUGGCUGCAGACAACAGUUCUUAGACACUCCCACUUGCAGACCACUACUGUGAGACACAGCCUCUGUCAGGACAGGAAUGCAUGCUAAAACUUUCAAACAAAAUCAUUUUGACUUCCAGUCACAGUCAAGUUAAGGGUUAGUAGAGGUUGGGAUACCAAAAGUUAAAAGUCAAAAACCUAACCAACAAAUCCUGAUCACUUAAAUAAAGCCCUGUAAACAUUUUGAUUGCAUGAAAGAGCUUUUUCUCCAUGGAACCACUAACGCAGCUAACUUAGCUAAGGCUAAAGCUACAUAAGCUCCAUAAACUAAGGUAAUGCAGCUACAUUGCUUAAGCAAAAUAGCUAGCCAACAAAGUCAUGUUGAUGCAUUUGCAUUUGCUCAAAAUACAUAGCUAUGUUAUCUAUAUUACUGCAUUAGCAUUAGCUACAUUUGCAAAUGCACCCAUAGCCACAGUUGCUUAUGCUGCAUAGCAGCAUUACUUAUGUCGCUAACAUAGCUACAUUAGCAUGGCUACAUUUGCUAAAGUUUAUAUAGUUGUAAUCUGUAGCCACAUUACAUUUGUAGCCAAUAUAGCUAAUUUAGCAUAAACUAUGUUUGAUUGAGCUAAAGCUAAAAUUUGCUUUCAUAGAGGCUAACAUUGCUAAAUCUACUUUAAGCGUGUACACUUAUGCUGCGUUCCAUUUACCUUGGAUUUUGGAGAUGGGAAUGACGCCAUACUCAAGUUGAAUGCAUUCCAUGUACUAUGAGCUCGUAAUUAGGGGUAGUAGAGGUUGUGCCAUCUUUCCAAGCCAGAGUAACGACUUCAGGGCACAUCUUUGAUGAUGUUAACACAGAAUUUCAGAGUUCCAAGAUUAAAAGGAACGUGCCAUUAGUAGGAAAUGUAGCUAAAGCUAACAUACAGUCAUGGACGAAAAUGUUGGCACCCCUGGAAUUUUUCCAGAAAAUACACCAUUUCUCCCAGAAAUUGUUGCAGUUACAAAUGUUUUUGGCAUAC
Cheilinus undulatus (humphead wrasse) is the source of this 2553-nucleotide messenger RNA. It is a transcript of the gene calua, whose product is annotated as calumenin a. The transcript has 7 exons. Gene Ontology annotation, molecular function: calcium ion binding. Lineage: Eukaryota; Metazoa; Chordata; Actinopteri; Labriformes; Labridae. The record is from RefSeq and is a predicted model, not a curated record. Gene Ontology annotation, cellular component: endoplasmic reticulum. The coding region runs from base 138 to 1082 and encodes 314 amino acids.